This is a messenger RNA of Vollenhovia emeryi, 2390 nucleotides long. It is a transcript of the gene Nnp-1, whose product is annotated as ribosomal RNA processing protein 1 homolog. The transcript is spliced from 7 exons. Gene Ontology annotation, biological process: rRNA processing. The coding region runs from base 206 to 2221 and encodes 671 amino acids. The record is from RefSeq and is a predicted model, not a curated record. Gene Ontology annotation, cellular component: nucleus; preribosome, large subunit precursor; preribosome, small subunit precursor. NCBI's taxonomy places the organism in Eukaryota, Metazoa, Arthropoda, Insecta, Hymenoptera, Formicidae.
ACGGCGUUUGCGAUUUGCACCACUGGCACGGUCGAGCACAAGGAAGUAACCGCGUGUUGUGUGUCGCUAGGUUAUAGAGAUUAAAUUCGAUCUUGUCAGAUCUGCCGCACGUGUGCGCACGUACAGUGCGUUACUGAGAGAUACAUAUAUAUCGUUGCGUCCAUCAAAUUAGUCCAAAUAAUAGAAACGACUUGUGUAAAGAGGAAUGGCAGUGAGGAAACGCGGGCGGCGUGGUGGCCGGGCAUCGUCGCAGAGAGGCGAAACGCCAAAUGUUGGCGGCGAGACGCGAGCCGAAGGGACGAAGGGCAAGAGCGAAAGAGCUCUGGUCGUCGCGCAGGAAAUCAAGAUCGCGCGAUUAUUGGCCAACAAUGACAAGAAAGUCCGCGACAAGGUGCUGAAAAGAGUGAAGAAAUGGUUAACGGUACGAUCGCAGAGUUCGUUUGAGUUCACGCGGGCGGACUUCAUGAACUUGUGGAAGGGCCUCUUCUACUGCAUGUGGAUGUCGGACAAAAUGUUGAUCCAGGAAGAAUUGGCGGAGUCGCUCAGCAAGCUUGUGCACUGCUUGAAUUCGAUGGACGCGAUUGUACUUUACACCAGCUGCGCCCUAUGGACAAUCUCCAAAGAGUGGUUCGGCAUAGACCAGUACAGGCUGGACAAGUUCUCCAUGUUGGUCAGGAGGAUCCUCCGCCAGUCGUUCGUAGUCUGCAAGAACCAGUCCUGGGACAUGAAGUGGGUUAUGGAAAUUUGUCGGGUAUUUAGACAGCUCUUUUUAAAUGUGGACACUGGCAUAGGAUUCAAUCUGCAUAUGACGGAGAUAUAUCUGGAGGAGCUUGCCAAAGUUAGUAAUGGUGAUAUACCAGAGGAUGUAGUCCACGAAUUCAUCAAACCGUUUGCUGACUAUCUAAUACACACGCAUGACGAGAGGCAGAUGAAGCAUAUCAUGCGACAUGUUUUCAGAUAUUUGAUAUUUCAAUCGGACGUUGGUUUAAACUACAUGGAGAAAUUCAAUGCUUGGAAAGGCGCUGGCUUUCCCUGCACGCGUAUAGACGAUAUGCAAGAAAUAGAGAUGUCUGAUGCAGAGGAAAAUUCUAACAGUGAGGGUAAACAGUUUCCUGAAACUGUUGCGCAAAAUGAAACUGAGAAGCCUCUGGAUCCAAGAGCAGGUAGAGUGAAUGUCGAGCUACCGCAGAUACCUUUUAAUGCUGCGAAGAUUGUAAAGUUGCUCACAGAGUAUACGUUGCACCCGUCGUCAACGGCAAGAUCGCGCAGACAAGUCAUGAGACUUCUCGAAGAAUACAAGGAAUUGGCGCAAGGAAGGAUGCCGCUCGGAAUAAAGAGAGUUAGAAAACUAAAUUCCUAUAAAAAAGAGACUGAUUCGAGAAAAGCGGCGUUGCGCCUUAUCAAGUUUGAGAAAAACAUGCUUUCCGACCAGGUGAAAAAACGAAAAAGAGAAAAUGAGAAAACGGUCUGUAAUGAAAUUUCUAUUAAUGAUCCAAAGAAGGGAGAUGCUUCAGCUCUCGAGUCUAAUGCUGAUUCGGAAAGUGAACUAAUCAAUACAACUGCAACCGCAAAGGCUGAUUUAGAACAAAAUACAGAUGCAGAUACGGUACCAUUAAAAAAACUGAAAAGAAGCGAUUCGACGUGUGAUAUAUCUAGCACUAAAUUUUUGUAUGAAAAUGGUAUUAAUGUAGAAAAUACUCGAAAGCUUAAGAAGAAGCUAAUAGAAAAUUCCAAAAAGAGUAAAGUUGAAAAAGUAAAAUUGAAUCAGAAAAAUAACAAAUCUACGACAGAGAAAAAUGUAAAACGUAAAACAAAAAAAGCGGUAAUUCGUGACGUACAAACUUCUGGAGACGCUGAUCAAUGUGUUUCUAUCUCGCCAAUUUGCAGCAUAGAAAUUCCAUCGCAAGAAACUAAUAACAAGUCUGUAGCUAAGAAAACGAAGUCGAAAAUCAAGCACAAGCCGCAAGAGACGCCAUUAAAAAAUAAACUGUCACGUCAGACAAAGAAGCAAACCAAUUUAAACAAUUUCCCUCUGGAAAAGAAAAAGGUAAUGUUCGGGCUCUCUCGGAAUACUGCGCAUCACACAUCCGAGUAUCUCCAGCAGCUCCGUAAAAGCCCGGGUAUUCCGUUCGACGCAAAUAAAAAACCGCUAGCCAGUGUGUUGAAAAUGAGUCCUAUACCAAGUCCGCUUAAUCCAUUUUACAAAAAAUGCACAAAAUAAUGGCAUGUUAUACAAAUAAGAAAAUUAAGUAAAUUUCAAUUGUAAUUUAGUAAUUCAGUGAUUGAUAACAGGUAUAUGUAAAUAUCUCUACUUUAAGCUUUAUCUACAAUGUGCUUUUCUCAUCUAAAAACAUUCUAUUUUGUAGCCAAUAAAUACGUAAGCAAUUUAU